Messenger RNA from Plenodomus lingam JN3, 1656 nucleotides. The record is from RefSeq and is a predicted model, not a curated record. Lineage: Eukaryota; Fungi; Ascomycota; Dothideomycetes; Pleosporales; Leptosphaeriaceae.
AUGUCUUCCGCAACUCAGUCGUCGCUCAUGUCGUCUGCCGCUGAUCGUGCUGGCGAUAAUGAGCUGGCUGCUCUUGUCUCGUCCCCAGUCGCAAGCCCUGCCUUGAUAUCAUCUCCUCAUCCAGACAUCACCGGCACUGUCCUGCUCGAAGAGAGCUCAGAGGCCGUCGUUCAAGACAUCAAGAACAUUAACGCCCAGAGCACUGACAUUGACUUGCGCGAGCACUCCGCAUCCGCUUCGAACGACGAGUCCACUUCAGCCGAUCAUGCCACUUUCCCAAUCCAGCCAGCCAGCGACCACGAUACUCCCGUUGCGUGCGACAUCAAGAUCGCCGCUCACGACAAGGUUGACUCUCCGACUUCAGUCGACGCGCCAGCCAGUAUUGAAGCUCUGAUAGAUGGCUCUCCUCCCAGAUCAAAUAAAGAGAACAGUUCGCCAAAGGCAGGUGGCUCGCCUCGCAUCAAGUUCAUCCUGAAGCGUCUGACCGAGAAGACUACAACACCUACUCCUACAUCUCCUUUCAACAACCCCUUCACAGUUGUCUCCGACAAUGAUAAUACCACCACCUCCUCUGACACGACUGGUUCGGGUCUCAAGCUCAAGCUUCGCUGUAUCAAGUCGGCCAUGAAAGAGUCGCUCCCACAAGCAGUAAGCGUCUCCCCUCCCAGCAUUGGCGUGAAGCGCUCAGCUCCCAUCGCUCUCGAACACGAUAUCGACGACACAGACUCUGAGAUUGAUAUCAUGCCUAAGAACACGUUGUCCAAACACACAAGCAAGUAUACCGCCAAGCAUAGCAAUGCCCACCACACCAAGAGGGCACCCUCUCACCGAGCCAAGAAGACCAAGGUCAAGGGCGAGGCUAUCCUAAUUAGGGAUGAGGACGACGCAAUGUUCGAUGCCGGCGAUGAAGAUGAGCCAAGCGGGGAGGAAGUUGGCCCAAGUUUCUCCCUGCUGACCCCGGCCUUGAAGCGCAACAAGCGCAUUCUCGACCCCAGCUACGCUCCUCACGCGGAGCUCAUCGCCAAAGCUACCAAGGUGGGGCCAGAGUACUACGACAGCGAUGCGGAUGACGCAUCUGGCGACGUCAAAGACACCGGCAAGCCACACCUCUUUCGAAACGUCAACUGGGGCGUUUACGCCACCGAUAUGAGCAACGAUGGCGACUUUGUAAAGGAGCCGGAGUUCACCCAGUUCGUUCCGGGCAGGUUUGAACUCCUGCCCGAUGGGUCCGUCGCGGACCAGAAAGCCAAGCUGGUCAUCAAGCUCCUGGACAAGGCGGGGCGAAAGCGAAUAUUCGCAAACCCGCCGCCCCGUGACUGGGGCAACCAGGAGGCCAUCACGGCGCUGAACAAGCGCACCGUCCAGCAGAUUCGGCGCAACACCAACGUGCGCUUCCGCGAAGUUGUCCGCGCCUAUGUGCCUGAGGAGCGCUUGUGGAUCCUCUCGAACCUCACCACCGGAAAGCCCACCCGGGGUUGGAAGGUGUUCGUCGAGGAGUUCAACAAGCGCUUCGAGGGCAGGGCGCUGGCAGGUGUUGAUGGCACCAGACCGCAUAGGAGCCACUCCAGCCUCACCAAAGAGGUUGAGAGGUUUGGGCCUAAAUUCUAUGCACGAGGUCUGGUGCCGGAGCCUGCCAGGACGACUGAGCGGAAGUAG